Molecule: messenger RNA, 757 nt
Organism: Salvelinus sp. IW2-2015
Lineage: Eukaryota; Metazoa; Chordata; Actinopteri; Salmoniformes; Salmonidae
Gene: antkmt
Product: adenine nucleotide translocase lysine methyltransferase
Biological process (GO): peptidyl-lysine trimethylation; regulation of mitochondrial ATP synthesis coupled proton transport; positive regulation of proton-transporting ATP synthase activity, rotational mechanism
Cellular component (GO): mitochondrion
Molecular function (GO): protein-lysine N-methyltransferase activity
Source: RefSeq, a predicted model, not a curated record
CAUACGGACUCAUUCGUCCGGUCCGUCACGAGUAAGAUCCGUUCAAGGUUGCAAUUUGACAGUAUGGAAGAGGACAGUCCGGAAGAGUUUCUUGCAGAGUUCAAGGAGAAACAUCUAGGUGCUUGGGGAAUUGUCCAGAUAACUGCUGGCACAGGGCUAGCUGUCUAUGCCAUGUGGGCAGGGGUUCUCAUGCCAGGAUUUCGAAAAGUCCCUCUGAGGUUACAGGUGCCCUAUCUCCCCGCCAGCAAGAAACAAGUGCGGAAUGUGAUGGCACUGCUGAGUGGUCGACAUGGUAACCUUGUGGACUUGGGCUCCGGUGAUGGCAGGAUUGUGCUGGAAGCACACAAACACGGCUUUGGUCCCACAGUAGGAUACGAACUCAACCCCUGGUUAGUUCGUCUAGCUAACUUCCACGCAUGGAGAGCAGGCCAUUAUGGGAAGGUGUCGUAUCGGCAGGAAGACCUCUGGAAGGUGGACCUUACUGAGUGUAAGAAUGUUACUGUGUUUUUGGCCCCCAGCGUGCUCUCUUUACUGCAGGAGAAGAUGGAGGCUGAGCUUCCAGAUGACGCCCUGGUAGUAGCCGGUAGGUUUCCCUUCACUGAGUGGACUCCAUGCAGGAUUGAAGGAGAUGGUGUAGACAGAGCUUGGGCCUAUACCAUGCAGGCCCAAAGACUGCCAGCAGGGAGUGCUGUGCUACCUGUACCUAAAGAGUUGAAAUCACCAGUUUGAACUGAAAGUGAGAGAACCAAGUAACUGA